Triticum aestivum (bread wheat) is the source of this 866-nucleotide messenger RNA. RefSeq names its product F-box protein SKIP19-like. The record is from RefSeq and is a predicted model, not a curated record. The coding region runs from base 20 to 613 and encodes 197 amino acids. Gene Ontology annotation, molecular function: protein binding. The transcript has 2 exons. Lineage: Eukaryota; Viridiplantae; Streptophyta; Magnoliopsida; Poales; Poaceae.
UCUAUUAGUAGUAUCAUCGAUGGACGACGCGGCGCCGCUCGUGUCUGAGCCGCCGGCCAGGGACUGGUCGCUGCUGCCCCUCGACGUUCUCUCAUUGAUCUUCCCCCGGGUCGGCGCCGUCGACGUCCUCAUGGGCGCCGGCCUCGCGUGCCGCUCGUGGCUCGAGGCGGCCAAGUUGCUAGAAUUGUGGCGAGCCGUGGACAUGGACAAACACCAGGUCGUGUUCUGGAAGGACGAUGAUGUCCUGUGCGCAAUGGCAAAGGCGGCCGUCGAUCGUUCCGACGGACAGCUUCGGUCGUUCGCCGGCAAGCUAUUUGUCACCGAUGAGCUCAUGAAGUAUAUAGUGGAGAGAUCACCCUCGCUGACCACCCUUCGGCUUGUAUCCUGCCGUGACCUCUUCCUUGGCCGUGUUAUACAAGAGUCGUCUCUGCUGGAGCUGCGUUCCCUGGAGCUCUAUGACAUUUCCCUCACCGUCGGUGACCUGACCGUUGUCCUGGAGUGCUGCCCUCUCCUAGAGGUUCUUUGGGUGCGCAACUGCUUCCGGAUCGACGAGGAAGACGAGCAUGCCCUGCCAGCGAAAUUCUCCAGGAUCAAGACCCUGACGCUUUUGUGAUGGCGUGUUCAGCUACAAGUUUUUUAUUUCAAAAGCUACGACUGCGAUCAAGUUCCAGCUUUUUUUAUGAUGACGAAAGGACAGAUUGUUCCUUAUGAUCGGUACCUUUCAUCAGAUUGUUUGUGACGAAGCUUCGAAAAUGUAACUGCCGCUUAAAAUUGUCUGUGAAUUCUAGUUUGUAUCCUUUUUUCCUUUCCGAUGAUUUUUCUCCGUUAAUCUUUGUCUCUAGCGUUGUAUCCGAAGGUGUUACCCU